This is a messenger RNA of Chara braunii, 2099 nucleotides long. The record is from the annotation of a GenBank genome assembly. Lineage: Eukaryota; Viridiplantae; Streptophyta; Charophyceae; Charales; Characeae.
CGAGAGAGAGAGAGAGAGAGAGAGAGAGAGAGAGAGAGAGAGAGAGAGAGAGAGAGAGAGAGAGUCUACUUCGUGAAAGGACUGUGCCAUGGCGAGUCAUGGGGCGUCUAUCGGGAUUGAUCUUGGAACGUCCUUCUCCUGCGUCGGCGUGAGACGACGGGGCAGAGUCGAGAUCAUCCCGUUCGAAACGGGAUCGCGAUUAAUGCCCUCGUUCGUGGGAUUCACCGAAAACGGGCGAGAGAUAGGCGAGGCAGCGAAGUUAUGUUCCGUUGAAGAGCCGGAGAGCGUGUUCUACGAGGUCAAGCGAUUGGUGGGUCGCAAGUUCAAGGACGAUCACGUUCAGCAGGAUCUGAAGAAAUGGCCGUUCAAGGUGGUGCAGGGAGAGAACGAGUUGGCUGCUUUACAAGCCGGCGAUAGUGCGUUGGGAGAAGCGAGGCACAAGAAAUUUGCACCAGAGGAGAUCUCGGCCAUGCUACUGUCGAAGAUGAAGGAGACAGCCGAAGAUUACCUUGGGUGCGAGGUGAAGAACGCGGUGAUCACCGUCCCGGCGUACUUCAACGACUUGCAGCGUCGAGCUACAAAGGACGCGGGGCGAAUUGCUGGAUUGCACGUUUUGCGGCUGCUGAACGAGCCGACUGCAGCGGCAUAUGCAUACAUGGAUUACAAUAUGAUUCAAGGGCGGGAAGAGGGGAGCCACGUGGCGUCCCAGGCGAUUGUCCCUCGGGGUCCGGGCACUCUACCGGCCAGUGGUGGGGAGAACGUCCUGGUGUUUGAUCUUGGAGGAGGGACAUUUGAUGUCGCCAUUCUGCGCGUGACCGGGUCAAAGAGUAAGGUCUUGGUGCUGAAUGGCGACACUCACCUCGGUGGAGCGGAUUUUGACAACAACCUUGUGCAGCACGUCUUCAAUCAGCUGGCCACGAGGCAGCCCGGCAGAACCGUCUCAUUGCAGUCAGAUGGGAGAUUUCUCAGCAAGCUGAAGAAAGCGUGCGUCCUCGCGAAGCGCGUUUUAAGUGAUAAUCCGAUCGCUUACGUGGACGCUGCCAACGAGCGCGUCGUAAUAACUCGGGCCGCUUUCGACCAGAUCAAUGGGGUUCUGUUCCAAAGGUGCAUGGACAUCGUGCAGAAAGCUUUGGACGAUGCCAAGCUCAGCGUCUCCCAGAUCUCGAACGUCCUGCUCGUCGGAGGAUCUUCUAGGAUUCCCAAGAUCAAGGCCAUGUUGAAGACUAUGUUCAACGGCAAGCAGCCGCAGCAGUGUCUGCAUCCGGACGAGGCCGUCGCUCACGGGGCAGCCGUGCUGGCAGAUAUCUUGGGGGGAGACAAGUGUGUGGACAGGAGUAGCCUCCCCGUACAGGAGGUUACCCCGUUGAGUCUUGGAGUGGGCCUUCAUCUAGGUCGGAUAUUGGUGAUGAUUCCGAGGAAUAGUGACGUCCCUUGUGAACACACUGAGCAGUUGGUCAGUGUUUAUGAUGGGCAAACUGCAAUACUUUUCCGUGUUUACGAAGGGGAGCGUCCAGUCCAGGAAGACAAUCACUAUCUCGGGGAAAUCACACUAAGGGGGUUCAAACCGGUGGCGGCUGGCGAAGCGGCGGCGGACGUUCAUCUGUGCAUAGAUGAAGAUUGUAUCGUUCACAUCUCCGCGACAGGAGUAAAAAAUCAUACGGAGCUGGGAAAGAGGGAAAGCGCGGUGAUUACCAACAAAGGUCCUCUGUCUGAGUCGGCUAUUCAGAGCAUGAUAGCGGACGCGGAAAAGUACAAGCGAGACGACAAGGAAUUUCUGCGAUGCUGCGAUGUGUGGAACCAACUUGAAGGGCGAGCACGGCAGGCGAGGAAGGAUAUCUCUACAGUGGGCUAUGCAUUUAGAGAGCCGUUGGAAUCCCUUAUCAAUGAAAUCCUCAACGAUCAUCAGGCGACGUCAGCCUCUGCCGUGCGACGUGGCAUGGGGUACGUUCAGCAGAAAAGAAGGGAGCUCGACGUUGCAUGCAACAACGCCGGGAUAUGACAUGCAGCAACGUCUGAACAUAGCCGUUGUUUGCUACGCUGACUGUCACGAAGUCUCCGUUUUUGUUGUCAUUCUAUCAUCCUCUGAUCCCGUUUCAGUC